This is a messenger RNA of Macaca mulatta (Rhesus monkey), 4149 nucleotides long. It is a transcript of the gene RUBCNL, whose product is annotated as rubicon like autophagy enhancer. The record is from RefSeq and is a predicted model, not a curated record. Gene Ontology annotation, biological process: autophagosome-lysosome fusion; autophagosome-endosome fusion; autophagosome maturation. Lineage: Eukaryota; Metazoa; Chordata; Mammalia; Primates; Cercopithecidae. Gene Ontology annotation, cellular component: intracellular membrane-bounded organelle; autophagosome membrane. Gene Ontology annotation, molecular function: phosphatidylinositol phosphate binding.
UAGACAGAGUCUUGUUCUGUCGCCCAGGCUGGACUGCAAUGGCGCCAUCUCGGCUUACUGCAAUCUCCGCCUCCCGGUUUGCUCCUGCUUCAGCCUCCCCAGUAGCCGGCAUAACAGGCGCCCGCCACCACGCCCGGCUAAUUUUUAUACUUUUAGUAGAGACAGGUGUUCACCAUGUUGGCCAGGCUGGUCUCGAACUCCUAACCUCAAGUGAUCCGUCCGCCUCGGCCUCCCAAAGUAGGUGCUGGGAUCACAGGCGUGAACCACCGCACCCGGCCAGAGCUUAGGUUUCUGUUCGUGACAACUUUCUGUAUUGGUUGGCAGGUUCUCCUAGCACCACCAUGAUCUCAGGACUAACCGCUGCACACCCGUGAUGGGAUUCCAAACCUUCGCUGCAAGAAGACAAGGUGACGAGUUGCUGACAGUGAAGGCUGAACUAACACGGACAGUGAAGUGCUAAAUGAGUCGGACUCCGACUCCAGGUGAAGCAGAGGUCAGAGCGAGGCAGCUCACGUUCUGGGUAAGCUGCAGUUCGAUUUCAGGGCCGACUCAUCCAGAUUACUCAAUCUUCAUUUCAGGCAAUUGUAUGACUGCUAAAAAUACAGCUGCUUGGGGCAUCUGGGGUUGGGAACUCAUUUCUGCCAGGUCUUUGACCCCUGAAAGCGUCGUUGCGUCUGGCCCCGUGGGUAGGGUAGGGCGGGAUUUCUAGGAGGACCAGCAGAGGGGCGCAUGGGUGCGCGAUGCUGGGCCAGAGCGCCGCGGCACCGGUGUAGGAGCGCGCAUGGCCAGAGCUCCUUCCAUCUCAGCGGCGUCUCAGUGCUGCAGCGGGAACCGCUGUUUGCUUCCCUGAGGAGCUUCUAGAGAGCUACGGUGGCCCCCGUGUAGGUGGUGGGGCGGGGAGCGUGGCGGCGUGGGCGUCUCUGUCCUCUCCUCGGUAGCUCUCCUCCCUCCCCUUUCUGCUGCUAUGGGGAGCGCGGUGGCCACGGAACGCUGCCCCGAGCCGCGCGAGGAAGGACCUGACGCGCAGCGUUUACCCAGCGCAACGUUCCACCGGCGCAGCGUUCCACCGCCCGGGUUUGGCUGGAAUAGCUCUCCAGACCCCCAGCUGGCCAUGUGGUGAGUUCGGAGCCCAAAUCAAGUAGUACCAGCCAUCAGGGAACUCCCUCUAUCUGUUUUGAAUGGAUUCACACCAGUCACAAGCCUGGAAAGAUGGUGUCACAGUCUACAGUCAGGCAGGAUUCUCCUGAGGACCCCUGGGAAAGGAUCACCCAUUACUCUGGCAUUAUUGAUGGACCGCCUGGACUCCUGAACACUGACCAUCCUCCUUGCCAAUUAGACAUCAGGCUCAUGAGGCACAAAGCUGCCUGGAUCAACCCCCAGGAUGUGCAGCAACAGCUGCAGGACUUGCAACCUCAGGUGCCAGCAGCCGGGAACAGUGGGACCCAUUUUGUGACAGAUGCUGCCUCUCCCUCAGGCCCUUCAUCUUCGUGCCUCAGGGACUCCCUGGCAGAGACAACAUUGUCUGAGGCUACUACAGACUCCAUUGGCAGCGCUUCUCCCCAUGGCUCGAGGGAAAAGAGUAGCAGCUUCUCUCUGUCCUCAACAGAAGGACACAUGGUCCACCCAGGAUACUCUCAUCAAGUGUCUCUGCCCACAAGCCCUAGGAUUUUGGUCACCUCCCCAUAUCCUGAGACUGACAGUGCUUUUUUUGAGCCUUCCCACCUGACAUCUGCUGCUGCUGAAGAUGCUGUUCAAGUCAGUAGAAGAACCAUUUCUUUGAAUUCCUUCUCACCAGAAGUAUUUGUGCUGCCUGUUGAUGUAGAAAAGGAAAAUGCCCACUUUCAUGUUGCAGAUAUGAUUAUAUCAGCAAUGGAGAAAAUGAAGUGUAACAUUCUGAGUCAACAGCAGACAGAGAACUGGAGUAAAGAAGAAGCCAGUGGGUUACUUGGGAGUGAUCAGCCUGACUCUGACGUGACUUUUGAUACCAACAUAAAGCAAGAGUCUGGGUCUUCCACUUCUUCAUACAGUGGCUAUGAAGGUUGUGCUGUGUUACAGGUCAGCCCAGUGACUGAAACACGUCCUUACCCUGAUGUGAAAGAGAUUUGCCAAUGCGACAUUGAUGAAUUUGUUAUUUUAGAGCUUGGAGAUUUUAAUGAUAUCACAGAAACCUGUAGCUGUUCCUGCAACUCCUCUAAGAGUGUCACUUAUGAGCCAGAGUUCAAUUCUGCUGAACUAUUAGCCAAAGAGCUGUACCGCGUGUUCCGGAAGUGCUGGAUGCUGUCACUAGUUAAUUCUCAGCUGGCAGGUUCCCUGAGUGCAGCUGGCUCAAUAGUUGUAAAUGAAGAGCGUGUCCGAAAAAACUUUGAAUCCAGUAUGAAUGUUGUACAGGAAAUUAAAUUUAAGUCUAGGAUCAGAGGGACUGAAGACUGGGCUCCUCCUAGAUUUCAAAUCAUAUUUAAUAUUCAUCCACCACUCAAGAGGGACCUUGUGGUAGCAGCCCAGAAUUUUUUCUGUGCCGGCUGUGGAACUCCAAUAGAGCCUAAGUUUGUGAAGCGGCUCCGGUACUGCGAAUACCUAGGGAAGUAUUUCUGUGACUGCUGCCACUCAUAUGCAGAGUCCUGCAUCCCUGCCCGAAUCCUGAUGAUGUGGGACUUCAAGAAGUACUACGUCAGCAAUUUCUCCAAACGGCUGCUGGACAGCAUAUGGAACCAGCCCAUUUUCAAUUUGCUGAGCAUUGGUCAAAGCCUGUAUGCGAAAGCCAAGGAGCUGGGCAGAAUGAAGGAAAUUCAGGAACAGCUCUUCCAUAUCAAGAAGCUAUUGAAGACCUGUAGGUUUGCCGACAGUGCAUUAAAGGAGUUUGAGCAGGUGCCGGGACACUUGACUGAUGAGCUCCACCUGUUCUCCCUUGAGGACCUGGUCAGGAUCAAGAAAGGGCUGCUGGCACCCUUACUCAAGGACAUUCUGAAAGCUUCCCUUGCACACGUGGCCGGCUGCGAGCUGUGUCAAGGAAAGGGCUUUAUUUGUGAAUUUUGCCAGAAUACGACUGUCAUCUUCCCAUUUCAGACAGCAACAUGUAGAAGAUGUUCAGAAAAGGUUGCCGACCCUUCUACGGUAUUAGUGCCCGAGAGAAUCCCGUGUUCUGUAAACUCUGUUUCAUGGGAGAGAUCCUGCGUGCAGAGCUUGCUUUCACAAACAGUGCUUCCAGUCCUCCGAGUGCCCCCGGUGUGUGAGGAUCACAGCUAGGAGAAAACUUCUGGAAAGUGUGGCCUCUGCAGCAACAUGAUGCCCCUGAGUAUUGUGAAAAAGACUGUUCAACCUGCCUUAUGAUAACAUCGAUUUGUGUCCAUUAUUGGUGACAUUGUUUUAGAUAUCUGGUAUUGUAUAUUAAGGAAAAAGAUGGUCUAUAUUCUCUUUAUUGCAUAUACUUAAUGUUUCAAAAGAUUGCAGAGUCUGUGAUUAAGCACAGGGUUGAUAGUGGUUUUGUUUACAAAUGUUCUGUUUUGGCUGCUAUUGGUUUUUUAAAGAGGUUUUUUUUAUACUUUUGUAUUUGAAUAGUGAUGUUUAACUGAUGUUGAGCCAGUGUGUGUGUGUGUGUGUGUGUGUGUGUACAUAUGUGAAUGGUAACUGACAAGAUGAAUUACUCAAUUUCUCUCCCUCUAAUGCUUGUUUGAUGAAACUGCUUGGUUCUUUCAGUGAACAAGAAUAUGACCCCAAAUCUGUUUGUCCUGGCUUUUAUUUCUUCAAGAAACAGACUUCCACUUAAAUGCCAUUUUGUGAUUGUGUCAAUCAUACACAUUUUAUUUACUCCAGAGUUUGAAUAGAGAGUACACAUUUCUUCUGCAGCUUUAUUUCAUGAUGAGUUUGAGUUGCUUAGCAGGGCGUGUAGAUCCAGUUGAAGUGCAGUUUGAAGCAGCUGCCUCUAGAUGGCAUUCUUUCAGGUGGCACAAAUCAAACCUGUAUUUGUCGUCUCUGUUCCACACGCUGUAAUGUCAAGGGACGCAGGAGUAGAACUCCAUCCCUGCCCUUGAGGAUCUUGCUUUAUAGAUGUAAAACUGAACAUACGGUAUUUGCAGAUUUAAACAAAUUGGGGGAAAUAAUGAACAGUGUAAUUCUAGUAAUAACAUUAAAAUCAUAGACAUUGACUAAUAA